AUGUCCGCCUUGGCUCCAUCGCCUCCGCCUCCACCGCCACCACUACCAUCCGCCAUGGGCAAGCGUACUUCACAGCUAUUGCGCGAGUUGGACGACCUGCUGGCACGACUUGACAAAGAAACGAAAAUGAAGCUCGGCGUGGAGAAUAUGCUUGAGGUCUAUCUCAAGGAUAAGAAGCGGAAAAAGGAUCUUGAAGCCCAACUAGAAAGUUGUAAUGUCUCCAUGGAUGAGAUUGUCCAGCGUAUCGAAUACAUUCGUACCAAUGCCGGCGCAAGCACCGCAGAAGUAGCCCAAAAACUCAAGGAACAUAGCUAUUCUGGAAACGCACUAUUCUCAUCGGCAAUCACAUCAUCCACAUCUUCGUCCUCGCGAACUAGAGGCAAACCUCGAUCGAAUAGCUCGCCUAAUAUCAAAGGCAAGCAAAAGGCGUCGCAGGAAAAUAUAUCGUUUCCCGAUGAUGAUGCCUGGCCAAUUGGUAAACGAUUACACCAUAUUAUCACGCAGUUACGCAUUGACGAGUGGAAGGCGGCAAAACCAGGCACAUCUGCAGAUGCAUUAGCGGUCAAAGAAUCUAAGUUAUCCAAACUCGACACUUUGCUCCGGAUAUUGAAAAACACAACGGAUAUUGAAGCGCAUUAUCCGAAACGGAACAUGGUAGCUUGUCUGCGUCAAUGUAUUGCCGGACCAAAUCGAGAAGUGCGGGUCAUGAGUCUACGCAAUUUGCGUCAUCUUGUGGAGGGACCUGCAGACGUCAAAAUCAUGAUGGACAUGCAGAUCGAUAUAUUCAUUGUCAGAGCACUUUCACGUGAUCCCAAUAAUCAUGAGCCAGAGCGAGAACAAAGCUUGAAACUCGUACGAUCUUUUAUCGAGUACAACGGUCUCCGAUAUAUCAACCAAGGCAUUGUACGCGCCAUCGUGGCUAUAGCUGAACAAACAGAUUGUCGACUACGGAAUAUAUCCUUGGAGACCUUGGCAGAGUUAGCCAUUCUCGAUAUUGGGCUUACUGUACGUGCUGGCGGAGUCCGAGUCCUUAUGCAAGCACUAUUGGACGGACAACUCAAUAUGGCCGAAGUACUUGUACAUGCUCUUGUAUAUGUAUUGGAUACACCUGGACGGCGACGGUAUUUACGACCUGGAGUCGAGCUAGAGAUGAUCAUUGCACCUUUCACGGAAACGGGCAAAGGAACCAACUUUGAAGAACGGUUAAAAAACAGUGCGCGUGUGACUCUACGUUUCCCCGUUCCAGAAACACAGAAAAUCGUGCUGGACAUGUUUUUUAAUGUCUUCCGAGUCAAGCUACCCAAAGAUUACAACAGCUUUUUGGCCGGACGACAGCACACAGUUCAUAUUGGCCCAGGAAGCAAUAACGCGGGAGCUGACCAAGCAGCAGCACCACUGGCAGGACGCAGUGGAACAUCACGACUCGGAAGCAGUAGCAACGACAUUAACGACCUUUUGAUGAAGAACUUCAAAACUGCCGAUAUCAAGAAUAUGGCAAACAAAGAGCGAAGCACAGCAACCAACAAUGCCGAACGACUCAACAUGCUGGAUCAUCACCUCUGUAUCAUACUCAUCAUAUUUAUUGACGCCGACAUUCUAAUGGCGUUAGUAGAUAUGGUCAAGUCGGACGACGUGUAUAUAUCACGCAAAGCAACGCUCCUGAUCGGCGAGAUUCUUCAGCUAUCCACACGUUUAUUACCCAUUAUGAUGGGUAUCCAGGUUCAGUCUUUACCAAAACUUUUUGCACUAGCAUCGAAUUUUGAAGACGAACAAGUCCGGCAUAAUGCGACGACGGCCCUCGCACAUAUUGAUCGACUGACGCGCGCACGGGCUCGAUACAUGUCGCAAACAGUCUCCUCCAACGCCUCGUUAAAGGGUGAAGGACGGCUAGUAGCAGCCAACAAUACGGCACGGACGCAGGAGAUGGUGCAUGAAGUCAAGCUCAAGAUUGGUAUGGCAAUCGACGAUACCCAUUUCCGACAGCUGUUGAUGGAUACACAAGUCUUGCAUACAAAAGACUAUACAAAAUGGAGCUGGGAAAGUAUCUCUGAGCUCUUACAAGGACCGCUCUUGAACCCACGUCGAAUGGAAGAAGCCAUGCGAGGGAAAAAGUUCAUCAAGCGUUUGCUCGCCUUUUAUCGACCGUUUGCGCACAAGUUUUCUGACGCUAAUGCGUCGAAAGCCAACAUUGCCCGCCACCUAAAGACCGGCUGUGUCUUGAUCCAGACGCUGCUGGGCAAUCCUGAUGGCGUCCGAUACUUGGGCGAAAACAAGUUGUUGGGCCAAAUCGCCGAGGCGUUGAGCGAGCUGGACCCGUUGAACGGCGAUCCGGAAACGGAACCCAUUUUUUCCAAAGAACGGAUGGAAAAUACCCUCAGCCGCGGCUAUUUCACGCUGCUCGGUGUGAUGAGUAAACACAAGGAAGGUGUACGCCUCAUGGAAAAAUUUAAAAUCUUUAGCUUGUUCUACCAGCUCUCCGAAUUACGGAACCGUGACGACCUCAAGAUUGCUAUUAUCACCAAUAUGGAUUACACGCUUGAUGGCCAUCCACGGGUCCUGCUGUCUAAGAUCAUGACGUCGGGGUAUAAUCCAAUCCGGCUGUUUGCGACACAGUAUCUGAGCAUUAUCAUGCAGCGGUCAGAAAGCGAGUAUAACGGCUGGAUCAUACGUUUGCUAUUGACCCAAUUGUACGACACCCAUUUGGAUGUAUGUCAGAUGGCAGUCAACCUGUUAGACGAGGCGUGCGAGAACCAAGCCAAUUUAGAGCUGCUGGUCAAAUACCGUCCGAGUCUUGGACACCUUGGUGAAAUUGGAAAUCCUUUGUUACUAAGAUUCUUAUCCACGUCUACCGGGUUUCGAUAUUUAUAUGCAUUGGGUUAUGUACAAAAGGAAAUGGACGACUGGUUUGAGCUGGAGCUGUCGCUGGCGAGAGCUUUGGCCAAUACCCCUGAAAGAAAGGACCAGAAUCCCUUUGAAGAACGCAUAGACAGUGAAAGUAAUUUUGAAACUCUGCAACCUGGUGAUGGAUUAUCACCGCCUCAUUUUUAUGGCGAGCUGACAAAGACCGAAGAUGGAUGCGGAUUAUUACGAGAAAAAGGCCAUUUCCAGUACUUUGCCAACUAUAUUCGCAACUACUCACUUGAAAACCAAAACCCAGAAGUGUUCCAACAGCUCAAGGCCGUCCUGUGGGCCGUUGGAAGUAUUGGAGCCACCAAGAAUGGGUUACCGUUUCUCGAAGAAGAAGAUAUUGUCAAGGACAUUACCCAGAUUGCAGAAAACAGUGAAGUUCUGUCACUAAAAGGAACGUGUUACUAUGUACUGGGUUUGGUGACUAAAACGCAGCAAGGUGUCGAACUGCUUGGCGAACUUAAUUGGGACGGUGUCACGUCGUCAAACGGUGUUCCUGAAGGCCUAUGUGUUCCUCAGAACCUAGAACUUUUCCUUAGCAUCCGUAACUGGAAGUAUACCCCGGCGCUGUCCGAUCCGCCUGUCUUUCCAAGCAUCCUGGAGAAGGAUGCCAUUACGUUGAAUAUCCUCAAAAACAUUGGUGACAUGAGCAACCAUAUUCUCGCCAACGAAGCAUCUAAAAACUUGGCAAAGUUGAGAUAUAAAUGUCCGGAUCAUUUCAAACGCGUCGAUCUGUUCUAUUGUGUGUGUCAGCUUUUGGGAAGCUACCAUUUCCGAACUCCAGUGCGGAAAUACAUUCUAGAGAUCUUUGAGAUGCGGUUUACACCCGAGUUAUUGCAAGAGUUGGAUGAGGUGGCAGCGGAACGAAUUCUAGCUGAUAAUGAGGAAGCAGCCAAAGAGAAUGAAAAGGAAGACACACAAGAUCAACAGCAACAACGACAACAACAGCAGCAGCAGGAAGAGCAACAACCGGAAGCAACGGCAGCAUCGUCGGUUUCUGGAAACGGACAAGAGCAACAGCCACAAGCAUCAUCGGGCUCAGUGGUAACCUCGUCGUUGACCGAUGAAAAGAAGGCAUUACCACACGAAACACAAAAAGUGCCUCAAGAAACACUGGAGCCAGUUUGUAAACAAAUAGGAUUUAAUAUUACGUAG
Zychaea mexicana is the source of this 4062-nucleotide messenger RNA. RefSeq names its product Rapamycin-insensitive companion of mTOR, middle domain-containing protein. The transcript is spliced from 15 exons. Gene Ontology annotation, biological process: TORC2 signaling. Gene Ontology annotation, cellular component: TORC2 complex. Bases 1 to 4062 code for a protein of 1353 amino acids. Lineage: Eukaryota; Fungi; Mucoromycota; Mucoromycetes; Mucorales; Lichtheimiaceae. The record is from RefSeq and is a predicted model, not a curated record.